Messenger RNA from Hipposideros armiger (great roundleaf bat), 1951 nucleotides. RefSeq names its product cell wall biogenesis 43 C-terminal homolog (gene CWH43). The transcript is spliced from 15 exons. NCBI's taxonomy places the organism in Eukaryota, Metazoa, Chordata, Mammalia, Chiroptera, Hipposideridae. Gene Ontology annotation, cellular component: endoplasmic reticulum. Gene Ontology annotation, biological process: GPI anchor biosynthetic process. The coding region runs from base 1 to 1896 and encodes 631 amino acids. The record is from RefSeq and is a predicted model, not a curated record.
AUGCGCUCCCUGUGGAGAGAAAUCCUCCUGGAGACCCUCCUAGGGUAUGUUUCUUGGUCUCUCUGCCAUGGCCUAGCCCCGAUGAUUUAUUAUUUUCCUCUGCAAACACUAGAACUUACUGGGCUUGAAGGUUUCGGCAUAGCAUUUCUUUCUCCAAUACUCCUAACAAUUAAUCCUUUCUGGAAAUUGGUUAACAAGAAGUGGAUGUUAACCCUACUGCGGAUAAUUACUGUUGGCAGCGUAGCCUCCUUCCAGGCUCCAAAUGCCAAACUUCGGCUGGUGGUCCUCGCGCUUGGUGUGUCUUCAUCGCUGAUAGUGCAAGCUGUGACAUGGUGGACAGGAAGUGGUUUGCAAAGGUACCUCAGAACCUGGGGAUUCCUCUUAGGGCAGAUUCUUCUUGUUGUUCUCCGCAUAUGGUAUACUUCACUAAACCCGAUCUGGAGUUGCCAGAUGUCCAACAGAAUGAUACUGACAUUAAGUACCAUUGCCACCCUUGAUCGCAUUUCCACAGGUGCAGUUCUGCUGAGUUUGGUGAGUGGAUUGAUGCUUUCAACUUGUUCAUGGUUUCCGGGUACCAGUUUAAUCUGGUGGGUUACAGGAGCAGCUUCAGCUGUGGGUCUCCUUUACCUGCCUACAUGGGCAGCCGCUGUUUCUGGCUGUAUACUCGCCCUCUUCACAGCUUCCAUGUGGCCUUUAGUGCUGGGACACCUUAUUAGCUCAGGGUCAAGUCCUGGGAAGACCAUGACCACUGCCAUGAUAUUUUAUCUUCUAGAUACAUUUUUCUGUGCAUGGUGCACAGCUUUUAAAUUUGUCCCAGGAGGUGUCUACGCUAGAGAAAGAUCUGAUGUGCUUUUGGGGACAGUGAUGCUAAUUAUUGGGUUGAAUAUGCUAUUUGGUCCUAAGAAAAGCCUUGAGUUUCUUCUUCAAACAAAAAACAGUCCAAAAGUGCUUUUCAGAAAGAGUGAAAAAUACAUGAAACUUUUUUUGUGGCUGCUUGUUGGUGUGGGGUUAUUAGGAUUAGGACUACGACAUAAAGCCUAUGAGAAGAAAUUGGGCAAAAAGGCACCAGCCAUAGAGGUCUCUGCCGCCAUCUGGCCUCUCAGGUUUGGGUACGACAAUGAAGGAUGGUCUAGUCUAGAAAGAUCAGCUCAACUGCUCAGGCAAACAGGAGCAGAUUUCAUAACAAUUUUGGAGAGCGAUGCUUCUAAGCCUUUUAUUGGGAACAAUGACUUAACCAUGUGGUUAGGGGAGAAGUUGGGUUUCUAUACCGACUUUGGUCCAAGUACAAGGGAUCACACUUGGGGGAUUAUGGUUUUGUCAAGAUACCCUAUUGUGAGAUCAAAGCAUCACCUUCUUCCGUCACCAGAGGGCGAGAUUGCACCAGCCAUAACACUGACUGUUAACAUCUCUGACAAACUCGUGGAUUUUGUUGUGACACACUUUGGGAAUCAUGAAGAUGACCUCGACAGGAAACUUCAGGCUAUCACUGUUUCAAAACUACUGAAAAGUAGCUCUAAUCAAGUGAUAUUUCUGGGAUAUAUCACUUCGGCACCUGGUUCCAGAGAUUAUCGACAACUCAUUGAACAUGGCAAUGUGAAGGAUAUUGACAGCACAGAUCAAGACAGAUGGUGUGAAUACAUUAUGUAUCGAGGGCUGAUCAGAUUAGGUUAUGCAAGAAUCUCCCAUGCUGAACUGAGUGACUCUGAAAUUCAAAUAGCCAAAUUUAGGAUCCCUGAUGACCCCAUUAAUUAUAGAGACAAUCAGAAGAUAGUCAUAGACCACAGGGAAGUUCCUGAGAAAAUUCAUUUCAGUCCCAGAUUUGGAUCCUACAAAGAAGGACACAAUUAUGAGAACAACCAUCACUUUCAUAUGAGUACUCCCAAAUACUUUUUAUAAACGAUUUAAAACAAGAAUUCAUUGAGCAAGUCUAAGGAAAACAAAAGUAUACAAG